This is a messenger RNA of Gopherus evgoodei (Goodes thornscrub tortoise), 2960 nucleotides long. It is a transcript of the gene SLC9A9, whose product is annotated as solute carrier family 9 member A9. Bases 182 to 2107 code for a protein of 641 amino acids. Gene Ontology annotation, molecular function: sodium:proton antiporter activity. Lineage: Eukaryota; Metazoa; Chordata; Testudines; Testudinidae. The record is from RefSeq and is a predicted model, not a curated record. Gene Ontology annotation, biological process: regulation of pH; sodium ion transport; proton transmembrane transport. The transcript has 16 exons. Gene Ontology annotation, cellular component: membrane; recycling endosome.
UCUGAGCUGGGGGAGUUUGCCGUGAGGCUCCAAAUAAAGCAGAUGUGUUUGUGAAUUUCAAUAGUGUCUAGACUUUCUUUUACCAAAGUUGAUGAUACAGCAUUUAACCUGAGGUGUUUUCUUUAUUUUGCAUUUUGUUCCUCUUCAUCCUUUAUUUUAAGUACUUGCAUAUGGGAAUGAAAUGGAGAAAUUAAGGAAAUAUAUGUCAGCAAGAGAUGAGGAUCAGUUUUAUCAUCAGGGAGCUGUGGAAUUGCUGGUCUUUAACUUUUUGCUCAUCCUUACAAUAUUAACAAUUUGGUUAUUUAAAAAUCAUCGAUUCCGCUUUUUGCAUGAAACUGGAGGAGCCAUGGUUUAUGGUCUCCUAAUGGGAUUAAUUAUACGAUAUGCAACAACACCAACAGACUUUGAAAGUGGAACUGUCUAUCCUUGUGAGAAGCUGAAGUUUGGCCCACCCACUCUACUUGUUAAUAUAACAAACCAAGUAUAUGAAUAUCAGUACAAAAGGGAAAUCAGCCAACACAACAUUAAUGCUCACCAAGGCAAUGCAAUGCUUCAAAAGAUGACAUUUGAUCCUUCGAUCUUCUUCAAUGUUUUACUGCCACCCAUUAUAUUUCAUGCUGGAUAUAGUUUAAAGAAGAGACAUUUUUUUCGUAAUUUAGGAUCAAUUUUAACAUAUGCCUUUUUGGGAACUGCCAUCUCUUGCAUUGUUAUUGGGUUGCUAAUGUAUGGCUUUGUGAAGGCCAUGCUACAUGUUGGCCAACUAAAAGGAGGGGAUUUUCACUUCACAGACUGUUUAUUUUUUGGCUCGUUGAUGUCUGCUACAGACCCAGUGACAGUUCUGGCUAUUUUCCACGAGCUGCAUGUGGAUACAGAUCUGUAUACCCUUCUUUUUGGAGAGAGUGUCCUAAAUGAUGCUGUGGCUAUAGUUCUCACAUAUUCGAUUUCUGUUUACAGUCCCAAGGAGAAUCCUAACACAUUUGAUGCUGCUGCUUUCUUCCAGUCUGUGGGAAAUUUCCUGGGGAUCUUUGCUGGAUCGUUUGCAAUGGGGUCUUCAUAUGCUGUUGUCACAGCUUUAUUGACAAAAUUUACAAAGCUGUGUGAGUUCCCCAUGCUGGAAACAGGCUUGUUCUUCCUCCUGUCUUGGAGUGCCUUCCUGUCAGCGGAAGCUGCUGGUCUUACAGGAAUUGUUGCAGUCCUUUUUUGUGGAGUCACACAGGCCCAUUAUACCUACAACAAUCUGUCACCAGAUUCCAAAAUGAGAACUAAACAGUUGUUCGAGUUCAUGAAUUUCUUGGCUGAGAAUGUCAUCUUCUGUUACAUGGGGCUUGCGCUAUUCACAUUCCAAAAUCAUAUAUUUAAUGCUCUCUUUAUAUUUGGGGCAUUUGUGGCAAUUUUCAUAGCAAGAGCAUGUAACGUAUACCCACUUUCUUUCAUUCUGAAUUUGGGUCGAAAACAAAAGAUUCCCAGGAACUUUCAACACAUGAUGAUGUUUUCAGGUUUACGUGGUGCAAUAGCGUUUGCACUGGCUAUUCGGGACACAGAAUCUCAAUCCAAACAAAUGAUGUUUACCACAACGCUGCUUAUUGUGUUUUUCACAGUCUGGGUUUUUGGUGGGGGCACCACGCCGAUGCUCACAUGGCUUCAGAUCAGAGUUGGCAUAGAUCCAGAUGAAGAUGUGAAAGCAGAAACUGCAAGCCAGAGAGCUACUACUACGGAUAAGACCACAACCAAGGCUGAGAGUGCGUGGCUGUUCAGAAUAUGGUAUGGGUUUGAUCAUAAAUAUUUGAAACCCAUUUUAACCCACGCUGGUCCACCGCUUACAACAACAUUACCUGAAUGGUGUAAUCCCAUUGCCAGACUGCUAACCAGCCCUAGAGCAUAUGGCGAGCAGCUGAAGGACGAUGACAUGGACUGUAUCGUGAAUAACGAUGAACUGACUAUAAAUUAUGAAGACGCCAAUCCUGCUCCAGUGCCGGCACAGGCCAGAAUAGUCUCACCCCAGACUCCAGGCAAGGAAAACAUUCAUGAAGGAGACCUUGGAUUAGGAGGAUGUGAACUCCAGCUUGAGCACACUCCAGCAGACACCCAGUUGAAUUCACUGGCAUGAGCAGUGCAAAUGUAAUCACAAGAAAUGCACGGAACAUGAAGGAAUACAAGCCAAACGUAUGAGGCAGUGUUGGUAAGAAGCUAGAAAAUGUAUUAAAAGCAUAAAUUGAAGAGAAUCAAAACCUUGUCAAAUGUAUCUUCUGGUGCCUGAAGAAAUGAGGAUUUAUCAUCAUCAUCCAUAUAUGCUAUACAACUACAUUUAAUGUUUUGACAGUGGCAAUUUUUAUUAAUGAAAUUGAAGGCACUGUCUGCUACAGGCAUAUUACAGAUGCACUCACAGCGUCGAUUGUACUUCGUGUGCACAUAAACACACAGACUUCUGAAUAUUGUUCUCUUUGUUAAUUAAUUCAGCUGAGGAGGAGAGAUAUUUGAUUAACACGAUCAUGCUCAGAUGAUCAUAGAACUUUUUAAUAAGUUGCUCCUGGGCAGACAUAUCACCCAUGUACAAAUGCAAACUUUGGGCAGCUACUUCCUCUUUACAAAUGUUUAAGACUCCCACUUUAUGCUUAUAGCAUUUGGUAUUUUCUAGACAGUCAGUCCAAUGGAUGCUUCAGCAAAAAUAAGUUUCACCCCCGAGCUGCAGAGGGUUAAUUCAGAACACAAAAACUGGGCAUUGCUAUAUUAGUUGUUCAAGCUAAAUAAAUCAAUAACGGAACUUUUUAUUAUUAUUUUGAUUGAUCAUGAUCACUAUGGAAUACAGCAAUUACACUUAUCCCACAAUGCAUUUGUUGCUAGAGUUGGCAAUAGGUUUUUAUACACAGCUUGUGUGAUUGGAACAAUUUAUGUUUUUGUGUAAAAACAUUCCCAGUUUGUAUUUUGAUUUUAGCUUCUUUUGGAGCUGGGUUUUAUUUGGU